UAAAUCAUUUCUCUGGGUGUAAUUAAACUAAUUUUUAAUUUAAUUAAUUUAAUUAAAAUUUAAAUAAAAAUAUUUAAAUUAGUACUAAAAAAUAAAAACAUAUAAUAAAAACAUAACAAUAAAUGAAAUAGAAAAGUAAGAAAAUUUUUAAUUCAAUAAUUAUUCCUUUUUUAAAAAAUCAGAAAGAAAUUUACUAUUAUAUUUUACCAUUCGACAAAUAUUAAGAGUCGAUAAUGAAGUGUCACUCAUUAUCAUAAUCUUCUCUUCUUUACCCUUAAAAUGUCAAGUACAGCAGUAUACUGUAAGUUAAAAGUGAUUUUUCGGAAAACUCUUUCCUUUUCCUCGAUCAAGGUAUUUUUAUUGGGAUUGGCUAAAUGUUGAUGCGCCAACUGGUGGCAGAAAGUUGAGUUAAACGCAGUAGGUAGAAAAAGUAAACAAACCGGUGAAAACUAUGGAAAUAUAGCAAAGACAUUUUUUAUUGUAGAGAAAAAGUGAAUUUUUAAGUUAUAUUAAAAAAGUUAAAUAUCAUUUUAUACCGCAAUGGAUGAGAAAGAAACAGCGGAACCAGUUCCAACAAAAUUUUCAAAAAGUAAAAUAUUCUGUUGUGUUUAUAAAUGCAAUAGUACACCUGUCAAAACUCCUAACCUCAGUUUCCACUAUUUUCCGAAAAAAGGACAAAUGAAAAUUAAUUAUGUUAAUAAAUUUGGAACUGUCGAGUUAAUUGACAAGAGAAUUUUGUGGGAAAGAGUGUUGAGAAUGGGUAAAAAGGUGACACGUAGCAUGAGAGUUUGUUCUUUGCACUUUGUCAAAAAAGAUUUUACGUGUGUUACAAAAUCUGAUUUUUCUCAAGUAAAAGUUUUAAAGAGAACAGUCAUACCAUCUGUGAACUUACCGAAAUCUUCCAUAGAAUCAAAUCCAUCAGAAGUAUCAGUUAAAAAUAUUAAGGAAAGACAAGCUCGAUUCGAAAAUCGCCAAAAAAAUGAUUCAAAGGAAAAUGAAAACAUUGAAAUUUGCAAUUGUUUGCUUGAUCCUAAAAUUAACAAUGCGACUGGUAACGAAAAGAAAAUAAAUGAUGAGUCAGCUGUUACUAACACGAAUUUAAAUGAAGAAAUUGCAGCAUUUGAAAAAUUAUUUGCUGAUGCUGAGGUACAGGUUACGAGUGGAGAUUUAAUUUCAAGCUUCUUUGAUCAUUUUUUGAAAACUGAUCAACAAUUAAGCACCGCUACAGGGAUUGAAUGUUUUCAAUUAUUUGACAGCAUAGUAGAUGCAUUCAGCGAAGCUGCACCAGAAUUAAAAAGUACGACUCGAGUGUUAAAUAUUCGGGACAGAAUUUUACUGACGUUUGUGAAGCUAAAACAAAACGUUAGUUACUCGUUUCUCUCACUGUUAUUUCCUACUGUCACUAUAAGAAAUUGCUCAGAAAUUAUUUAUAAUACUCUGGACAUUUUGGAAAUUGUUUUAAAACCGAUGAUUCAUUUUUCAUCUCAAGAUGAAAUUUCGAGAAACAUUCCUCUUUGCUUUGCCAAUUAUCCUAAUACAACAAUAAUAUUAGAUUGCACUGAAAUAGGAAUUCAGAAACCGAAGAACUUGUGCUGCCAAAUUAAUUGUUAUUCUCACUAUAAAGGGGGAUAUACGAUAAAAUUCAUGACAGGAGUAACUCCUGCCGGAACUCUGUCGUAUGUUUCGAAAGUUUAUGGGGGCAGAGCAUCUGACAAAGCAAUUUUCAGCCAAAGCUUUUUAGUGGAUCAUUUACCGAAAGGUUCAUCUGUGAUGGUGGAUAAAGGUUUUUUAAUCGACGACUUGUGCAUCGACAACAAAUUAAAUUUAAUAAGACCGUCAUUUCUUAGAAAACAAUCACAAUUUUCAGUCGAUAGUGCAUUAAAAAUGCAGACAUUGCAAGCGCAAGGGUUCACGUGGAGAGAUUAAACCAAAGAUUAAAAGUAUUUGAAAUACUUAGCGGUAAAAUGUCUUCGUGUCUUAUUCCAAAAAGUGAAAAAAUUAUGAACAUUCUGUGUGCUGUGGUAAAUUUAAGUAAACCAAUAUUUAAAGAUUCACUAAAAUUUUAUUUUUGCUGAAUUAAUGCAUUAAAUGCAUAAAAAUUACAAAUUGGUUUUAAAUAAUUUAAUUGAUGUAAAUAAUAUGUAUUAAUGUUUUUAUUAAAUCGUAAAUAAAAAGAAAUUUAUUUAU
This is a messenger RNA of Leptopilina boulardi, 2187 nucleotides long. RefSeq lists its product as uncharacterized. Bases 541 to 1926 code for a protein of 461 amino acids. The record is from RefSeq and is a predicted model, not a curated record. NCBI's taxonomy places the organism in Eukaryota, Metazoa, Arthropoda, Insecta, Hymenoptera, Figitidae. The transcript is spliced from 2 exons.